AUGGCAGUGCAAAACAAUAACGGUAUGGUGUUUUUGGAAACCGCGUUACUGAACAUCGUGGACGAUUAUGGUGUGAGACAUGAGGCACGGGCGCUCCUCGACUCCGGCUCCAUGUCGAAUUUCAUCUCCGAGCCGCUAGCUCGGAAGCUGCUUGGGACACCUCGAAACAAGGUGAACGUGUCGGUCUCGAGCAUCGGGAACAAAGUGCAACAGGUGAAGGGUUCAAUCGUUGCAACCGUGGCAUCUAGGAACCACACGCAUGCUUGUCAACUCGAGUUGCUCGUUGUUGACCCUCCAUUCUUCCAAAUUCCAACGGCACCUAUCGAUGCGUCGUCGUGGAAAAUCCCUGACUUGCCACUCGCGGAUCCUUUGUUCCAUGUGCCUGGCAAGAUCGAUGUCAUAAUUGGUGGAGACACGUAUUGGGAGCUCCAUUCUGGUAAGAAACGUUCCCUCGGCAAAGGGAAACCUUGGCUUGUAGAGACGCCAUUUGGUUGGGUUGUUGCUGGCAAUGCAUCAUCAGGCAUUUCGCAUGAUUCGCAUUUGUGCCACCUGGCUAGCAGCAGUACAUCUUCGCUGGAUUCGAUUAUGGAACGAUUCUGGGAAAUCGAGACGAUUGGCGGUGAUCCAGCAUUGUCAGCGGAAGAAGAUGCUUGCGAGAAGCAUUUCGUGUCCACUACAACAAGAGAUACAUCGGGCAGGUAUGUUGUACGUUUACCGCAGACUUUUAAUCCAAGUAUCGUUUUAGGAGCGUCCAAGGCGAUCGCGGAUCGUCGGCUCCUAGCAGUAGAACGUCGAUUGAUGUGCAACCCUACAAUGAAGGAAGAGUACACCAAAUUCAUGAAGGAGUACGAACAGCUCGGCCACAUGAAACGUCUUACCGAUCCAGUCGAUGAUUCCGGCGAGCACUACUAUCUUCCUCAUCACGCGGUGGUAAAGGAAACGAGCACAACCACAAAGGUGCGAGUAGUAUUCGAUGCAUCAUGCAAAUCGGCUUCUGGAUACUCUUUGAACGACAAACUGUUGGUUGGGCCUGUGAUUCAGGACGAUCUGUUCACAAUAAUCGUUCGAUUUCGAUCACAUGCGAUAGCACUAUCAGCAGAUGUCGAAAAAAUGUACCGCCAAAUUCGCCAUGAUGACGACGACCAAAGAUACCUUCGUAUUCGGUACAGAUACAAUCCCACAGAGCCUAUUCAAACCUUCCAAUUACAAACGGUAACCUAUGGCACCGCAUCCGCACCAUUUCUGGCAACCCGAACCUUAAAACAAAUUGCAUACGAUCAUCAAAUACAGUUUCCAAAGGCAGUGACUGCAGUUCUUCAUGAUUUCUACGUAGAUGACUUGCUAACGGGAACAGAAGACGUAGCCGAUGCAAUCGAGAUGCGAAGCCAGAUCACGGGAAUGCUUAACUCGGCAGGCUUCUCAUUAAAAAAGUGGGCAUCCAACGCACCGGAAGCACUGAAAGGUGUCCCAUCAGAAGAUUUGGCAGUUCUUCCAACACACGAAUGGCAAGAUCCACAAUCUGUAUCAACACUGGGACUCGUGUGGGAGCCAGCAGUUGACAUGCUUCGGUUCCGUAUUGAUCUGCCACCUGCAUCAACGUCCAACCAUCAUCAUUGCUAA
Molecule: messenger RNA, 1620 nt
Organism: Anopheles maculipalpis
Lineage: Eukaryota; Metazoa; Arthropoda; Insecta; Diptera; Culicidae
Exons: 2
Coding region: 1-1620 (539 amino acids)
Source: RefSeq, a predicted model, not a curated record